Messenger RNA from Manihot esculenta (cassava), 798 nucleotides. RefSeq lists its product as uncharacterized. NCBI's taxonomy places the organism in Eukaryota, Viridiplantae, Streptophyta, Magnoliopsida, Malpighiales, Euphorbiaceae. The transcript has 5 exons. Bases 1 to 798 code for a protein of 265 amino acids. The record is from RefSeq and is a predicted model, not a curated record.
AUGUCUUAUAAUCUAUGUUAUUGGAGUACUCCAGAGUAUGUAGCAAAGUCAACGAAGUACUCAAAGAACCGCCUAACAGAGAAGGGAGGUGAAGGAGCUAGUCCUUCUAAACAUACAGGUGGGUCCAUAACACAUGAGGAGCAUGCUAGACGCAUACAAAAUGCUAAGACAGACAAAGCUCCUCCAACAGCAGCUGAGUUGUUUCUCCACACCCAUACAAAGAAGAGUGAUCGCAACAAAUUUGUUGAUAAACGAGCUGAAAUUGUUUAUUUGCAAGUGAUUCUCUCAACGAAAUUGUUUAUGAUUCUCAGUUGUGUGAUUGAUUUUUCUAUUAUGAUAUCUUGCAAGUAUUGUAAAUGUGAUAUCUUGCAGGAAAAUUAUCUGAAGCUAAAAGAACAACAUUCAAGCCAGUAUGUGGGAUCAGAUCAUGUGGAAGGAGAUGGAGGAACUAUUAAUGAGGAUCAAUUGUUCAUUACUGCAACAGGAGGAUGGCAAGGAAGUCGAGUUUAUGGUUUAGGUAGUGCUGCCUCUUCUGCCUUCUCUCAAACAGGAACUGGGGGAACAUCAACAAAUGUUCCAUCAUCCCAAUCACCAGAAUGGAAGAAGGAAAUUGAAGCAAAGUUUGAAGAGAAGUAUAAUAGUUUGCAAAAACUUGUAGAAGACCAAAAUCAGGUGAUAGCUCAAAUGCGUGAAGAACUACAGACAACGAAGAUGGGACAGCAGUCUUCCUCAUUGAUGCCAUCAUCGUCUGAUAUUCCUCCAGCUCGUAGAUCCCUUGGUGAUUCACAUAUGGAUUAG